AGGACCCCCGCGCCGGUGGACGCGCCCGGGCGGGGCCUGCCGCGCCGUCGCGCCGGGGUCGCAGUGCGGAGACGGGUCGCCCAGCUGCCGCCAUGAUCAUCCCCGUGCGCUGUUUCACCUGCGGCAAGAUCGUCGGCAACAAGUGGGAAGCCUACCUGGGGCUGCUGCAGGCCGAGUACACCGAGGGGGACGCCCUGGACGCCCUGGGCCUGAAGCGCUACUGCUGCCGCCGCAUGCUGCUGGCCCACGUGGACCUGAUCGAGAAGCUGCUCAACUACGCGCCCCUGGAGAAGUGACUGCGCUGGAGCCCCACCCCGCCUGCGGUGCUGACCCUGGGCAGCCAGCGUCCUGCCCAGAGCUCAUUAAACCCAGGUGUCAGGAGCUGGGAGCGAUGCCUCACCACAGCACGGGGGCGUGUACCCCCCACUCUGGAAGGAACACCCAGUAAAGUCUUUCAGAACCACCA
This is a messenger RNA of Lemur catta (Ring-tailed lemur), 466 nucleotides long. RefSeq names its product RNA polymerase II, I and III subunit L (gene POLR2L). NCBI's taxonomy places the organism in Eukaryota, Metazoa, Chordata, Mammalia, Primates, Lemuridae. Gene Ontology annotation, molecular function: DNA binding; zinc ion binding; DNA-directed RNA polymerase activity. Gene Ontology annotation, biological process: transcription by RNA polymerase I; tRNA transcription by RNA polymerase III; transcription by RNA polymerase II. Bases 93 to 296 code for a protein of 67 amino acids. The record is from RefSeq and is a predicted model, not a curated record. Gene Ontology annotation, cellular component: RNA polymerase I complex; RNA polymerase III complex; RNA polymerase II, core complex. The transcript has 2 exons.